AUGGAUGUACCAGGGCUCGAUUCAGAGAACAUCACCGAGCAACUCUUCGCCCACAUAUUGAGAAGAUCACUGGAUGUGGAUACUCUCAAACAGUGGGAGGUCAAGUUGGGAACGUCUAAGGAUUUUCCCAGUCUACAGGAGUUCGUAGACUUUCUUGAGGCUUAUGGAAGAGCUCUCAAUGCAGGAGCCAGUCUCAAGGAGUAUCAUGAGAGCGGUCCAGCAAAUAGGAAGCUCGUCACGAAAUUAAAAGGUGGAUACACAGCCACUCAACAGCAGGACGCCCACUCUACAGAAAAGCUUCUCCCCAAGACGAACUGCGCGUAUUGCAAGGGAAGGCAUUUCAUAGCAGCUUGUCCCUUAUUUAAGACACUCAUCCCAGUAAAAAGGAACGAGUUCGUCGUGAAUAAGGAGCUAUGCUUCAGGUGUUUGGGUCCCCAUCGAAAACCGAAAUGUAAAUCAACCAAGACGUGUCACGAGUGCAAUCGAGACCACCAUACGCUAAUCCACAACGGGAGCUCGUGGACAACGGCGCCAUCGAUGGAAGCAGGUUUCCGAGCAACGGAGAAAAAUGACGAGCAUCCAAAACCAGGCACCUCAACCAGAUUAAGUACAUCAUCAGCAUCAAAGGAGAUCAUCGACCAGAGGAUCAAUGAGGGGUCAACGGAAAUCCACGCAGUACAUCAGCCAGAAGAAGACCAACAAGCGGUAUUACUCGCCACCGCAAGACUAAGAGCACAUUCACCUAGAGGAUUCACGAUGAAAGCGAGAGCGCUAAUUGAUCAAGGAUCGGAGCUAUCCUUUAUUACUGAUCAAUUAGCACAUCAACUGCAACUCAAUAGAAGGCCAUCAUCAACAGAACUAAUAGGAAUUGGCGGACUCAACUCAGGCAUCACUCAGGGCAUAGUAAAUGUCAGUCUUCAAUCAAUUCAGGGGCAGAAGCAAAUCACAAUCAGCGCCCACGUACUGAGGAAAUUGACAACUACACUGCCAUCAUUCUCUUGUACGUUAGCAGACAUCGGCUCACUAGAGAACCUUCACCUAGCCGAUCCUCAAUAUCUCAGACCUGGACCGAUCGACAUCAUCAUAGGACCAGACUAUUAUGGGCGGAUUAUCGAGAAUCAGAUCAUCAAGUCAGGACGAACAGCAGUAGUUGGCCAACGCACCGCAUUUGGUUGGAUACUAUCAGGGCCAGUCAAAUGCACAAGUUGUUCAACAAGGAUUUCUUUAUCGGCCGUAAAGGAAUCCACCAAUGAACAACUACUAGAGCUUCUCCAGAAAUUUUGGGUCCAGGAAGAAUUGCCAAUUCAACAUCAACAUGCAGAGCUGUCAAUAGAGGAACUCGAGUGCGAGAAGCACUUUCAAGAAACCCACCGCAGAGACGAAUCCGGACGCUACAUAGUGAGACUUCCAUUGAGGACGUCAUCAGCAGCGCUCAGCAAUUCAAAAAACAAGGCCUCACGCCAGUUAAGAUCAGUCAUCAGCAGGCUCAACAAGGAUCAAGCAUAUUCCCAACUCUACAAGGAAUUCAUCAAGGAAUAUGAAGACUUAGGACACAUGAGGAGGGCGUUAGAAAUUCCAGAACCAUCAACAGCCUACUAUCUGCCGCAUCACGGAGUUUUACGAGAGAACGCCAUCACAACAAAGCUGAGAGUUCUUGGCGAAGAAAGCUCGGAGAUGAUCCCGGUGCUCCGCAGGGUCUCUGGGGAAAACCAAGAUGCCGUCGAUGUAGGCGUAAGUGAACGGUAG
This is a messenger RNA of Diachasmimorpha longicaudata, 1746 nucleotides long. RefSeq lists its product as uncharacterized. Gene Ontology annotation, molecular function: aspartic-type endopeptidase activity. The transcript has 3 exons. The coding region runs from base 1 to 1746 and encodes 581 amino acids. Lineage: Eukaryota; Metazoa; Arthropoda; Insecta; Hymenoptera; Braconidae. The record is from RefSeq and is a predicted model, not a curated record. Gene Ontology annotation, biological process: proteolysis.